Messenger RNA from Anguilla anguilla (European eel), 3015 nucleotides. Its product is annotated as transmembrane protein 211-like. The record is from RefSeq and is a predicted model, not a curated record. The coding region runs from base 568 to 1164 and encodes 198 amino acids. The transcript is spliced from 3 exons. Gene Ontology annotation, cellular component: membrane. NCBI's taxonomy places the organism in Eukaryota, Metazoa, Chordata, Actinopteri, Anguilliformes, Anguillidae.
AAAAAAAACAACAUGUAUACCCAGAACAGAGAAACGCCCACUUGGUGUGCCGCAAGAAACGCCAAGACAACACCUGCUCAUUAAUUACAACAGAUCUCCUCGCAGGUCUUCCGUUCAAACAUACCGCGAAGAUCCUGCCAGUGCCUGAUAGAGUGAUUCGAUAGCUGUCACUUAAUUCUGGAUUUAACUUUCACGCACCACGGGCACGAUUAAUUGACAUGUAUCUGUACUUUGAUAUCUAGCGCGCAGCUGCGGAAUGACAGAUGUGGAGGCAGGUUGCUCUCUGGGUGUAUUCAUUUGGGUGUGACAAAAUAUUGCCGCAAGUCCUUGACCGUAACAUGUGUAAUGUAAUUUAAAAACGGAGGAUCACCCAGCAGUCGCGUGCAACUUUUUUUUCCGCCGUUGCACUGCGAACACAGCUGUUAUAUUUUCGGACAUCAUUUGUCUCUUCCUUGUUCCGAGUGGGAAUUAACUUAAAAAUGUAUUGCCUGAUGGACAGCAAGUCGACAUAAAACCGAAAAAUUAGUACCGAUUUCUUGUUGAGCUCAUUGAUCCGGUCUUUCGAGGAUGAUCAGUUGUAUCGGUUGCUUUUGGGUGCUCCUCUCCUCGGCUCUCGUGGCGAUUUGCAGCUACAGUUUCGCCACUCCGGCAUGGAUUGUGAAGGACCCCUUACGAAACGAAGCCACCGUGAGCUUCGGGCUGCUGUGGCACUGCUCGGAGUCCACGGAUCAUAUGUACAGCUGUUACUCGUUUGCGGGGCUUGGGAAAUUUGCUGAAAUUCCCUCCGUCUCCUGGCAGGCCAGUGUGGUCCUGUGCUGUGGGGGCUGUGUUCUCCUGGCUGUCAGCUCCAUGUUGGCCUUCAUCACGGUCUUCCUCCCCAGCGGAGCCUGUGAGCGGAGGGCUUGUGUCCUGGCGGGCUACGUGCAGAUGGUGUCAGUGUUCAUCAUGGGGUCCGGCCUGCUGGUGUAUCCCUUCGGCCUGAGCUCCGCCCUGGUGAAGUCGUUUUGCGGGAGCUCGGACAUCUACUCUGCGGGGGAGUGCCAGAUCGGCUGGGGCUACAUGCUGGCUAUUGUCGGGGUCAUGCUCACCAUCUUCCUGCCCUUCUUCGCGAAGUACGCGCCAAAGGAUCACAUGUCUCCAACGCCUCUGCCCACCAUUUUAUAGUGAGAAAGCCUCCCCUGCCCCUGUCCAUGUUACUGAAGGCACUGGAACUCCAGCUUGCACGUGAUUGGCUGAAAAGAAAUGACGACCGCCAAUAGGACCCAAAGCAUUCGUCUUCCUCCACACUGUCCAAUAAGCCACUUCACAGAUGAUUCAUUAUUUCAUGAAACUUUCACUGUUGGCUAUUUUCUACAUAAUGGAAAGAAACAACCUUUAUUCAUGGUUUAUUUUAGUAUUGCGGAAUAGAAAAAGAUCUUCAUCGGCUCAUUUUUCUGUUUUUGUGCCCCUGUUUUUGUAUUCUCAUCUGUGUGUGAUGAAAUAUAUACAACAUUUUCUGCAAGCAUCCAGCUUUAAACAUUGGUGUGUGUUGCGUGUAACAGACAGUAUGGUUACUUUUUUUUUUUCAAUGUUAAACUCAAAUUAAUUUUUAAUGUUGCCUACUGUGACAAAUGACCAUCACUGUAGGGGUAGCUGUCACCCUACAAAACAAUUGCUCUCACAUUCCAAGAGUAUCUUGUUGAGCUAUCAGGGAUUUUUUUUUUUUUUUUCAAUGAUAGAUUAUCGGAGCAAUUUGUGUAAGCUCUUUCACUGAAAGAGAAACAAAUCUUCAGGGACAUCACUUGACUUGAGCAACAGAAUCCAAGGAACGAACUGCAGGAACGUUUUCCUGGGUGACGCAAAAGCAUAAUUAAAGAACUCUGAGGAGAAGUAACACAAAGAUCUCCAAACAAGCAGUCAAAAUGGCGCAGACAGAGACAGUGGGAUCUGAGCACCCUUUGUUGUCUGGCAGCUAGAUCUGGCUAGAUAGAGGUGAACAGUGGUAAUACAAAGGGGAAUGUACAGUUCAUAGAAAUGCAGUCUGGAACUGGAGAUUGAACGUAUUGAUAUAAUUCAUUCUGAGGGAAGCAUUAGUAAAGAGAAAUUUAUGUUUUUUAUUUCGCACAUAUUCUGAAACUGCGCAGCUUGCCACCGAGUAGUAUCUGUCUGUGAUGUUUUUUCAGGCUUGGCUUUGCUUGUCAAGUGGAUGUGUUAUGACUGCAUAGUGUACAAUAAAUCUUCUGCCUUUUUCGUAAGUGUUUAAAAAAAAAAAACUUGGAGAACUGAUUGUGUAAAAAAGCACCUGAAAAAUGAGAACAUAAGGCAGCCUGUGUAUUUCUCCUUGUUCUUUGUUGUCCAGAUGUAAACAGGUGAAGCUCUUUGCGAUAAACCGUGAAGAUAAUGCUUGCUUUUGGAAAUACUGUACAUCACUGGCUUUAAACCAAUGGUGGACAACACGCAGCCAAAUGUGCUGUUUAUGACAUUCACAAUAUAUACAGUCUGCUAUAUAUAUAGAUAUAUAUAUAUAUAUAUAUAUUAGCAUAUAAGCAUAUGAAAUUAAUAAAUAUUUCAUAAACAGUCUAAUGUUAUACAAUCAUGGAGCUUCUUAAUAGUUUAUUUCCUUGUGUCUUAAUCUGAAUAAUUGUAUGAGCUAUUUUUUGUAAAUAUAUGGCACCUAUAUACUAGCAUGCUCUCAUGGACUUGCCCUACUUAAGAGUUUGGGUCAUCUACAGUGCAAAAUUAUGUUGCCCACCAUUGUUUUAAACCCUGUAAUUAUUUAAAGCCCUGGAGUACAGUACAGCAGUAUUUUAAAAAAUAAUGACAUAGAAAAUGGAAUAUGAAAAUAAUCGAUUUAAUUAUUUUUUAAGUUUGGAUUAGAAAAUAACAAACUGUCUCUCUGACCAAACCAAUGUGUGCCUUCACAGUGCACUGCAACAAGGCUAUAACCAGGACAUGCUCAAUCUCUGAUAAAUUUGUGUAUACAUUAUGGGUCUGUGAAAUGAGAUGUGUACUCGUAUAAAGAUUUCGUCCACUGUU